GGAGGUUGCAGUGAGUGGAGAUCGUGCCAGUGCGCUGCAGCCUGAGCAACAAGAGCGAAACUGUCUCAAAAAGAAGAAAAAGGCACAAAAAAAGAAGAAGAAGAAGAAGAAAAGAAAGAAACCAUUUGCAGGGAGCGCACGGCUUCCGUCUGGUCCUGAACUGGACGCAAACAGGCCGAGCAUUUAGAAACCCGCGCAGCUCCCCGUACGGAGAGGCUUCCUCUCGCCCGGCUCCUUCGAAGCGUGGUCUGGACCAGCACCUCCCACAGCACUGGGGGCGCCUUAGAAACGCGGCCUUGGACCUAUUUCCGCGGGGAUAGGGGGUGAUCGGUGGCCUCCGUCCUCGCAAGAAAUCUCUGGCGGGCCCCGCGGUGCGGUCAGCAGACGCCGAGGUGCAGGGGCGGUGGCCGGCGUCGCAAUGGAGCUUGUUAAAGGACCGGCACUCUGGCCGCGCCCACGCCACGGGCGGGCGGGGACGUUUACUCCUCUCGCUCAAACUCCGCGCCCCUCUCGCUCCGAGGGACAUAGGUCUCGCGAGAUCUUUCGUAAACUUACAGAACCGGAAGCAGCCUGUAGUUCUCUUCCCUUUUGCGGCCAUCACCGAAGCCGGAGCGGCCAAAAUGAAGUUUAAUCCCUUUGUGACUUCCGACCGAAGCAAGAAUCGCAAAAGGCAUUUCAAUGCACCUUCCCACAUUCGAAGGAAGAUUAUGUCUUCCCCUCUUUCCAAGGAGCUGAGACAGAAGUACAACGUGCGAUCCAUGCCCAUCCGAAAGGAUGAUGAAGUUCAGGUUGUACGAGGACACUAUAAAGGUCAGCAAAUUGGCAAAGUAGUCCAGGUUUACAGGAAGAAAUAUGUUAUCUACAUCGAACGGGUGCAGCGGGAAAAGGCUAAUGGCACAACUGUCCACGUUGGCAUUCACCCCAGCAAGGUGGUUAUCACUAGGCUAAAACUGGACAAAGACCGCAAAAAGAUCCUUGAACGGAAAGCCAAAUCUCGCCAAGUAGGAAAGGAAAAGGGCAAAUACAAGGAAGAAACAAUUGAGAAGAUGCAGGAAUAAAGUAAUCCUAUAUACAAGCUUUGAUUAAAACUUGAAACAAA
Symphalangus syndactylus (siamang) is the source of this 1099-nucleotide messenger RNA. It is a transcript of the gene RPL26, whose product is annotated as ribosomal protein L26. The record is from RefSeq and is a predicted model, not a curated record. NCBI's taxonomy places the organism in Eukaryota, Metazoa, Chordata, Mammalia, Primates, Hylobatidae. Gene Ontology annotation, biological process: translation. Gene Ontology annotation, molecular function: RNA binding; structural constituent of ribosome. Gene Ontology annotation, cellular component: ribosome; large ribosomal subunit.